Molecule: messenger RNA, 1403 nt
Organism: Enterobius vermicularis (human pinworm)
Lineage: Eukaryota; Metazoa; Nematoda; Chromadorea; Rhabditida; Oxyuridae
Source: the annotation of a GenBank genome assembly
AUGCUAGGCGAUAUAACACGUGAAAAUAGGUUUACAAGAGAUACAUCUGGAAUAGCUAUGUGGUCAAAACCAUUUCAAUUAAAAAUUGGCAACAACGAAACGUUAGCAGUUAUAUUAAUGGACACUGAAGGUUUUUUUGACGCAGAUUCGACGAUGGAAGAUUACACAAGGAUUUUUGCUUUGUCUAGUUUGUUGUGUUCCGUUCAGAUAUAUAACCUCGUUGAAAGGCUGCAGUUAGACUUUAUGAAACAGGUGGAAAUCUUUAAGCAAUAUGGAUUUUACGCAACACUUAGUGGAAAAGCAAAACCAUUUCAGAAUCUCGUUUAUCUGAUUCGAGAUUGGCCUAACAAGGCGGAAUAUAACUAUGGAGUUGUUGGCGGACGCACAUAUUUACGUAGAUGUACUGAGAGCGGUUCAAAAGAAAUUCAAAAAAUCUGUAAUAAUGUGGAAAACUGUUUUGAAACAGUUUCUUGUUUUUUGAUGCCUCACCCAGGUUUGGAAGUUGCUGAAGCUGAAGAGCCCUUUCGUUGUCUAGAAAUCAAAAAUGAUUUCCUGGAUGAAGUGCGCUCAUUUACAAAGUGGAUUUUAUCGAAAGAUCAUUUAAUUGUCAAAAAAAUUGGUGGUGCAGAAGUUACCUGUAGGGAGCUAUUGCGACUGUUUAUUGCACUUACUGAACUGUUUAACAAUAAUAGUGCUCCACCGCCAAAAGUCCUGUUUGAGCGAAUGGAAGAAGUUAUGUUUGAAUCAGCACUUGACGAGUGCAGGAAUUUCUACAGAAGAAAAGUGAGCGAGUUUUGCAACUUACACUUUGAAGGGAGAGAAACUGUGGAUCUUGAACAUCUCUAUCUCAUGCAUUUAAAAAAGAACGACGAAAGAGCCACUAUUGCCGAAUUUGAAGAAUUUAAUAAACGGUUAAAAUCUGACGCUAUAGAAAUAUUCAAAAAAAACGUUCGAGGUGUAAAAUCUGGAGUUUUCGAAAUCUUUGUCAAAACACUGGAGAACUACGCCGAGGAUGAACUCGAUAAAAUGAAGUUAAAUGUAAAAGAAAAUGCUAUGAAAUUAGAACGAGCGCUGAAAAUUGUUGGUGAAUGUGAGACUUAUUACGGCGAAGAGAUAAAAAAUGAUUUACUGAAGCAUGGAUUGCAAAGUACAGCUGUCAAUUUAGAACAACUUUAUUGCAUGUAUUCAAAAAUGGAAGAAGCUGGCAACAAUUUUGAGGUUUUAAAGCGACAGCAUAACAAAGAAAAACGUGCAGCUCUAAAGAAAUUUGAAGAAAGGAUCCAAUCCGUCUCUGAUGGAUUGCGAACAGAUUGGGUUAAGAAACUCGAAGAGCAAAUUGAGGUUUUUUUUUCAUCGUUUCUGAAAUUUCUUUCGAUUACUUGGUCAUCUGUUAUACCGUAAAC